Striga asiatica is the source of this 1353-nucleotide messenger RNA. Lineage: Eukaryota; Viridiplantae; Streptophyta; Magnoliopsida; Lamiales; Orobanchaceae. The record is from the annotation of a GenBank genome assembly.
GAAAGAUACUAAAUUUUUUUGAUAAGCACUUCGCCAUUAAUAAUAAAAAAAGCAGGUCCAAGGGAUAAUUUGAAGCAUCUUCACAAGAGAGAGAGUCAAAGGGUCAAUUUUCUUCCAGUGAAAAUAAUAAAUAUUACAUAAACCUCCAAAACUUUUCUGGUCAGAAUUUUAGGAAAUUUGAUUAUGGAUUUUUUUCGCCUUUCGCCAUUAUAAAGGUUUGCCAGUUUUGCCUUUUCUCCUCACCAUUCUCAAAUUUUUUCCCCAAUCAAUUUCCUUUGUUUUUCUCCGCUGAAGAUGUCGGAGCCCCAGAUUCCAGACCCUGCUGCCCCGACCGCCGACCCGGCCGCGGGCUCGCCGGUUGAGCUGCCGGCCGACCCUCUGUUGGGAUCCGAGUCGGUCAUCGAACCUGACAGUGCCGAACCCGAGACGGCGGCGCCGGAGCAGAAGCAGGAGGAGCAGGUGCCUGAAGACGAGGAGGAGCAUAUCCCGAAUGUGGAGUUCGACCCGGCUGUGGCGAUUGCGGCGCAACCAAUUUCAAUGCUGCGGCCAGGAGAGGAGCCAGUGUCUGUGGAGAAGACGCCGCGGAGGAGGAGCAUGGAGGAGAUGUCAGUGAGGCCGAGCUGGUUGCCGGAGGAUUGGGAAAUGAGCUUGAGGGUUCGUGCGUCUGGAAAUAGUGCUGGAUUCAUUGAUCGAGGUUACGAUUUCCAUCUUGAAACUAAGUACUACAUUGAACCAACUGGACAUCGCAAGUUUCGUUCGAAGAAUGAGGUGCUUCACUUCUUAGAAACGGGCAGUAAAAGGAAAAGACGUUCAACUCCUGGAGCAGCUUCUGAGCCUUCUGAGAAUUCUGGCAAACAAAACAAGUCUAACAAGAAAAGCAAGAAGUCUGCAGCUGUGAAACCUGAUGCUACUCCUCUGCAGAAUGAUUCAAACGGCAUUAAUGCGGAUGGUAGUGGGUAAGGACUGUAGUGUGUUAGAUAGUAGUGCACAUGACAUGGGAUUGCUGAAAAACUGUUGAGACCUCUAACUUAAGGCUUCUUUUAUUUUUCGGAUUAUGUGGCCACAUAAUGUGGCCUAGAUUGUGUUGUUGAAUGGUAGAUUAUUUUUCUUCUUUUUUCACCUUUUCUGUCACCUGCACAAGAGCUUAUAUAGGACUCAGACUUCGUCUGUGUCUAGUGAUUGUGAGCUCCCUUGGGUUCACUACUUUUCUUUUAUAGGCAGGUUAAAAGGUAUCUGUAGUUUGAAUCUUUCUGAAAGCAGUCUUGCAGGAUAUAUGUACUUUACUUUUUGGAAGAUUAAAUUAAAUGAUUCAGUGGAUUUUUGUGAUGACCCUCUUUAGAUUUUAUUUGAAAA